Molecule: messenger RNA, 2688 nt
Organism: Gavialis gangeticus (Gharial)
Lineage: Eukaryota; Metazoa; Chordata; Crocodylia; Gavialidae
Gene: GLYATL3
Product: glycine-N-acyltransferase like 3
Exons: 6
Coding region: 62-928 (288 amino acids)
Cellular component (GO): mitochondrion
Molecular function (GO): glycine N-acyltransferase activity
Source: RefSeq, a predicted model, not a curated record
ACUUCGUACAAAAACGCUGCAGUAGGUGAUUAUCAGGCUUCUGCUAAAUGCUUUUGGAAAGAUGCCAGUACUGAAAUGUUCCACAAAGCUACAGCUAUUAGAAAAAAUAUUAAUGGGGAGCUUCCCUGAGUCCCUGAAGGUUUAUGGAGCUGUGAUGAACAUAAACCGAGGGAAUCCCUUCAGGAAGGAAGUCGUGGUGGAUUCAUGGCCAGAUUUCAAAGCUGUCAUUACCCGGCGACAGAGGGAGAAGGAGGUGGAUGACUGUGACCAUUACACCAAUGCAUAUGCAGUUUUCUACAAAGACCUACAGGCUUACCGGGAGCUACUAGAAGAGAGAGACACCAUCAACUGGGGACAGAUCUUUCAGCUACAGGGGCUCCAGGCAGGAAUAUAUGAAACAUCCAUAGCUGUUGCUAGGUCUAAGCAGGUUGAUGUGAAAGUAUCCUCCUUCCAGAUGGUUAUCCACCUAGACCCUGACACACUGCCGGACGUCAGACUUCAGAUGGACCCAGCACCGAGACUGGCUUAUCUGGAUAUCUCCCAUGCCAGCCUGCUCAGCGAAACCUGGUCACGGGGAGGCACUGAGCAAUGCCGGAGGUACCUUGCUAACCUCAUUUGCUGCUUCCCCAGCAUCUGUGUCUUGGAUGACAAUGGACAGCCCAUCUCUUGGGGUCUAACUGACCAGUUUGCCACCAUGAUUCAUGGUUAUACCCUUCUGGAGCACCGAAGAAAGGGUUAUAACCGGCUUGUGGCUACCACAUUAGCUAAGAAGUUACAUAGCCAGGGCUUUCCAGCUCAGGGUAAUGUCCUGGAGAAGAAUGUACCUUCUAUAACAUUGCUGAAAAGUAUGAAUGCUCAGUUUCUUCCCUGUCAUUUUUUCCGAGUCAUUCACACUCCUUUGUGUUUCUUAGCUAUACAUCACCUGUAGUCCUCAAUUACAAGACCUGAGUUAGAGGUACAAAUGACUGAGUUUUAUAACACUCACUCGCCUCCCCCUUUACAGGGCUUACUGAUGAAAUUCAAUGGUUUCUCUUAUAUGGGAGAUCACCUUACAUGAUUUUUUUUUCUGGCCAUAAAAACCUGUGAAACUGAUAUAUCCGAAAAACUAUUCCGGACUGGAUAACUCAUCAACUCAAAGACAGAUAAGAAUGGGUUUAGGGCUACUGUUUUGCCAUUGCAAUUCAACCAUAUAUGACAUUUCACUCAUUUCCUCUGACUGAAAAAUGAUUCCUCUAGUUUUCCUAUCUGUGUUGUAUAUUCAUUGCCACAAUUCUGGGGCCAACACUAGCUCUGUCCCUUUCUGGUCUUCCUGAGUUCACCCGUUUUGAUUCUUUUCGUACCAGGCCUUGGAUUACAAUCCCCUGCAUAUCACCCCUGUUUUACAUCAGCAAGUCUGAUAUAUGCCCAGACAGCCAUUCUGUUCCUUUUGGGGCUGACUGAAGUAAUCAGCGACCAAGCAGCCUCCUUAAAACAAAGUAUCAUUUUUUUAGAAUAAAAACAUUUUAAAGGAAACUUUUCUUAGACAGUAAAAUAAACAACGUGCAUAUCUAGUGCACCCGUCUUUCACAUGCGGAUCCUAGAAGCAGUAAAUUGCUAUAGACUUUGCCUCUAGAUUGUUUCUAUAUCAGCUUUUGCCCUGUUACACUUACCUGCACAGCCCCUGGUAUCUCUGUUCCCUCCCUACAUUCCCUACAUGCCUCCCUACAUUCCUGAGUAAUCAGGACAAAUUAAUUGCCUGCAGUAAUUUGUCCCAGUAAUUCCAGUUGUGACCAUAUGUGGUUUGCAAAUCUUUGGAAGCAGAAUCCUUGAAGUUAACAGCUCCGUCCAGUUUCUUUCAAGGCUAUACUCCAUAUUGUUAUCUAGCAAGUCACUAUGUUCCUUGUCUGCUUAUUCUUUUCAUAGCUUCUUUUGAAUGCAUAGCAGUUUUGCAAUCAUUACCGUAAUUUCAUGUUAGGUAGCAACCAAGUGAUAAAGUAGUUCUACUUCUUUUAUUAAGAAAAGUUGUAAGAGUUGUCCACAGAACAUAAGAACUGAAACUCAUACGUGUCAAUCCUACUAUGAGAAAACUUGAACUCACGUGUGUCAUCCCUACUAGCAGUAAACAUAUUUAGCAGCAAUAUACUUGGAUACUGGAAAGGUAAUUAUAUCAGCCUUUGUACAUUUGGUGACAGAUCUGCUCAUCUACAUGCCUAAAGAAAGAUUCAAGGAUAAAAAAUAUGCUCAACCAUAUGCAAAAGAACUAGAUCUCAGGUGCUUCAAAGGUUUCACAGCUAUGAACUUAAAGGAAGGGAUUAUGAUUCUUUCAGAAGCUGUUACAUUGAAAUAAAUUCUCCUCAGGCAAUAAGAUAGCACAGAUCCUCCUUUAAAAGAUGCUUCAUAUGAGAAAACUCCCUACAUGAAUACAUCCAGGAUAAUUUUUUCAAUUGCACUUCUAUCUGGUCACACAGUACCUUACCUAUGCUGUGCCAUACGCAUUAGGGUCUAAUUUCUAUUUAGUCCUGUGCUUAAUGGGUCUCAUUACACUGUAAGAGCAGAGAUUUGACCUGCUGCAUUUGAUCAAAAUUCUUCAUUGUUCUGCAAUAUUGUUUUUUUCUAUGUGCCAUCUGCCACAUUUCCCCCUUUUUAUUGCAUUUCAGGGGGUUCUGAUUCAUAGGAGGAAACCUGCUUAUAAAUGUAAGAACAUGCAUA